This is a messenger RNA of Cloeon dipterum, 2963 nucleotides long. It is a transcript of the gene Pfk, whose product is annotated as ATP-dependent 6-phosphofructokinase. Gene Ontology annotation, cellular component: cytoplasm; 6-phosphofructokinase complex. The transcript has 16 exons. Bases 189 to 2600 code for a protein of 803 amino acids. Gene Ontology annotation, biological process: canonical glycolysis; fructose 6-phosphate metabolic process; fructose 1,6-bisphosphate metabolic process. NCBI's taxonomy places the organism in Eukaryota, Metazoa, Arthropoda, Insecta, Ephemeroptera, Baetidae. The record is from RefSeq and is a predicted model, not a curated record. Gene Ontology annotation, molecular function: fructose-6-phosphate binding; ATP binding; monosaccharide binding.
AAUUUUCGGCCAAUCGCGUGCGCCGGUUCAUUACCACAACAAACCACGCCUCCUCUUUUAACACCCUCUUCAAGGUGACCUUUGCCCUGCUUGAGACCACUUCAAACUUGGGGUAAAGGACACUUUUAUCGAAUUGGCCCACCAGCCUUGACGCAUAUUUAAGAGAGGCUGAUUUAAAAUCGAUAAUCAUGACUGACAACGAGAAGCAAAGGUUAAUCGAACGUGGCGCUCACAAGGGCAAGGGCCUUGCCGUGUUCACCAGCGGUGGUGAUUCUCAAGGCAUGAAUGCAGCUGUCCGAGCUGUUGUACGGUUCGGCAUCUACCUAGGCUGCAAAGUUUACUUCAUUAAGGAGGGAUACCAAGGAAUGGUCGAUGGCGGCGACAACAUCAUAGAAGCGAACUGGUCUUCCGUCUCCUGUAUUAUCCACAAAGGUGGAACUGUGAUUGGCUCUGCCCGUUGCACGGACUUCAGGGAGAGAGCCGGUCGGCUGAAGGCUGCGAGGAAUCUGGUAAUGAAGGGAAUUACAAACCUGGUUGUGAUCGGAGGUGACGGCUCUUUGACUGGAGCCAACCUCUUCAGGCAGGAAUGGGGAAGUCUGCUGGACGAGCUGCUCCAGACAGAUCAAAUUACAAAGGAGGACAGGGCGAAGUACAGCCACUUGCACAUUGCCGGCAUGGUUGGCUCGAUUGACAAUGAUUUCUGCGGCACGGACAUGACGAUCGGCACAGACUCGGCUCUGCACCGCAUCAUCGAGGCCAUCGAUGCCAUCGCGGCCACUGCCUAUUCCCACCAGCGCACAUUUAUUAUGGAAGUCAUGGGCAGACAUUGUGGAUAUUUAGCGUGCGUUGCUGCUUCAUGCUCAGAAGCUGAUUUCAUGUUCAUCCCUGAGUCUCCCCACCCAAACGACUGGCCAGAACAUAUUUGUAGAAAACUGGAUCAGGAAAGGGCUGCAGGCCAGCGCUUGAAUAUUAUUAUCGUGUCGGAAGGUGCUAUUGACAGAGAUGGCCAACCAAUCACUGCUGAGAAGGUUAAGGAAGUGGUCGUUGAAAAACUCAACCAGGAUACCAGGAUCACCGUGCUUGGCCACGUGCAGAGAGGUGGCAGCCCGUCAGCCUUUGACCGUGUGUUGGGCUGCAGAAUGGGUGCUGAGGCUGUGAUGGCGUUGAUGGAGGCCACCCCAGAGACCGAGGCCUGCGUCGUGUCCUUAGACGGCAACCAGGCGGUCCGUCUGCCGUUGAUGGAAUGCGUUGAGCGCACCAAAGCAGUCGCCAAGGCCAUGGCCGAUAAAAAUUGGGAUCUGGCAGUCCAACUGCGAGGCCGCAGUUUCGCCCGGAACCUGGAGACUUACAAGAUGCUGACUCGUCUGAAGCCGCCAAGGUCGGCCUUUGACGAGGCUGGCAAUCCAGUUGGAUCAGCAGCCCUUCGUAAGCAAAUGACACUAUGUGGAUCGGAAGGGUACACUCUUGCCGUCAUGCACGUUGGUGCUCCGUCAUGCGGCAUGAACGCUGCUGUCCGCAGUUUUGUCCGAAACUGUAUCUAUCGCGGUGACACUGUCUACGGAAUCCACGACGGCAUGGAGGGUCUCGCUGCUGGAAAUAUUCACUCCAUGGACUGGUCCGACGUGACUGGUUGGGUUGCCCAAGGAGGAGCUUUCCUCGGCACAAAAAGGACCCUGCCGGGCAAAAUGGCGCCUGCCAUCGCUGAACAGCUGGCCAAAUUCAAAAUCCAAGCUCUGCUGCUGAUUGGAGGCUUUGAAGCCUACCAGGCUGCCGAGCAGCUGUACGAAAAUCGUCCCAAGCACAAGGAGUUCUGCAUCCCAAUCGCGGUGAUUCCUGCCACCAUCAGCAACAACGUGCCUGGUACCGAAUUUUCUCUUGGCUGCGACACAGCUCUGAACGAAAUCACGGAGAUUUGUGACAGAAUUCGCCAGUCCGCUCAGGGUACCAAGAGGAGAGUGUUUGUCGUUGAAACCAUGGGAGGCUACUGCGGCUAUUUGGCCACUGUUGCCGGUUUGGCUGGUGGAGCUGAUGCCGCUUACAUCUACGAGGAGAAGUUUGGCAUUAAGGAUUUGCAGUUGGAUGUGGCCCAUAUGGCUGCAAAAAUGGCUGAAGGAGUGCAGCGUGGUCUGAUCCUUAGAAAUGAGAAGGCUAGCGACAACUACUCCACCGACUUCAUCCACCGCUUGUAUUCUGAGGAGGGCAAGGGUCUCUUCAGUGCCAGAAGCAACGUCCUUGGUCACAUGCAACAAGGAGGGUCUCCAUCUCCAUUUGAUCGCAACAUGGGCACAAAAAUGGGCUCCAAAGCCGUGGAGUGGUUGAUCGAGAAGCUGAGGGAAUCGAUCCAACCUGAUGGCUCGGUGAACGCAACUUCACCAGACACUGCUGUCAUGCUGGGCGUCGUCAAACGACAGUACCGGUACACGCCCUUGGUUGACCUCAAAAAGGAGACCGAUUUUGAGCACCGCAUCCCAAAGAAGCAGUGGUGGCUAAAACUACGCCCCUUGCUCCGAAUCCUUGCCAAGCACGACUCGUCUUAUGAAGAUGAGGGUGUUUACAUGACCAUUGAAGAGGGCUGCGAUGUCGACACCUCCAUCAUCUAAUGAGGCAGCCACCCCUAUUCAGUAGUCUUAACAAAUGAAUUGCAAUUUAUCUCAAGUGAUAGGUCACGUUGGUUGGUGAUUAGAAUAUUAAAAAUAUUAAUGUCGUAACACUAACGUCAAGCAUUGCAGUAUUUUAGAGUUCAUUUUGUUUCAUAUAGAAAUAUGCGUUUUCUGGUCUCUCAAAGAUUCCUAUUAAUAUGAAACAUCUGGAUGUUUCCCUUAAUUUAUCUUCGACUGUUUUGUCUUAUUUUUCUCCUUUGAGAUUGAUCUUCUAUUUAUGGUAUGUCCACCUGAUUUGUUAACUAAUGUAUAAUUUGAAUGUUGCUAUCCGUUUGAAUUAAAGGAUUACUGUGGAGUAUUAAA